Salvia splendens (bonfire salvia) is the source of this 1234-nucleotide messenger RNA. RefSeq names its product probable E3 ubiquitin-protein ligase RHY1A. The transcript is spliced from 3 exons. Gene Ontology annotation, biological process: ubiquitin-dependent protein catabolic process. Bases 164 to 1045 code for a protein of 293 amino acids. Gene Ontology annotation, cellular component: nucleus. Gene Ontology annotation, molecular function: ubiquitin protein ligase activity. The record is from RefSeq and is a predicted model, not a curated record. NCBI's taxonomy places the organism in Eukaryota, Viridiplantae, Streptophyta, Magnoliopsida, Lamiales, Lamiaceae.
CAUAAUUUUAAGACAAAGGUGAUAGAUUGAAUUGGAUGUCCUGUCCCCAAAAUUUCCCCCAAACUUCCUCUAUUACCUCAAAUCCACCUAAUUUCUCUCAAACUUCAAUCUUCAACUGCCAUAACUGUUUUUCCAUUGGAAAUCUGCUGCUAAUCGGAGUUGCAUGACGAGCGCUUCGGAGCUUUUCUACCAGCGCAGGUCUCGAAUUGGGCGUCAUUCCGAUUCAUUUGGCGUCGUCUCGGAUUUGGGCUCUCCACCGCCGCCUCUCUGGAUCAAUCGCCGCCGCCGCCACAACAACACCACCGUCGGAGGAAAUCACAGUCGCCGAGAUCCCGACGGCUGCAAUCCCUUGCGCCGCUCUCUUCAUCACCCGCGCCAGACCUCUUUCCAUCGCUCUUCUCAUCCACCUCCGGAACGUGAAUCGCUUCGACCUGAAGACGGCAACAACCUGUUUUCUCCAGGCAAUGUUAUCCAUCCUGAACCACAAGUUAAUCCACAAGACAGGCUGUCAUUAAGUGGGAAUGACAGGCUUCCUGGAGCCGUGCUGCUUGCUAGAGAAAGACUUCUGCAACGACUGAGAGGUGUUACACUCUCUGGUAGCAGGCGGAGUAACAGGAACUCAUCUAGUAGCCAACAUAGUGACUAUGCAAUGGGGGAUGACUUCAGGCUCGUGGAUGCUGGGGAUUGGGAAACAGAACUAUCUAGGGAGUGGCUUGCAGCAGCGGCUCCCUUACCCAGUUCAGUUGGCCAGCAUCUGAACAAGAGGCCUCCAGGACUUACUCAAGAGGCACUAAGCUGUUUGCCGGUCGAGGUAUUCUGUGUCUCAGAGGAAAGUGACGAACACCCCGCGUCUAGGGCAUCGAGAGAGUGUAGCAUAUGCCUGGAGAGUUUCUUGGUGGGAGAUCAGCUGAUAUGUCUACCGUGUGGGCACAGGUAUCAUUUUUGUUGCUUGGACCCCUGGGUUCGGACUUGUGCAGACUGCCCAUAUUGCCGUAGGAGUAUUGAUGUAACUUCUGGCAGAGUUAAAAAGGAUCCAGAAUGUUGAUCUGUUAGAACGCCUUUUCUAAUGCUAUUCACUAGUUUUUCCAUGUCUGUGUUAGUGUGUUGUGAUCGUUCUUCUGUAGCGUGUAUCGAGAAAUCUUGUCUUGUAAUAUUUUGUUUCAACUCUGAUGCCUAAUGUGACUCGAACACACUCGUUCCUCUUGUGAUAUAACACUUUUACUGCAUUCUGUUA